Messenger RNA from Penicillium manginii, 1170 nucleotides. Its product is annotated as class I SAM-dependent methyltransferase. The transcript has 11 exons. Bases 1 to 1170 code for a protein of 389 amino acids. Lineage: Eukaryota; Fungi; Ascomycota; Eurotiomycetes; Eurotiales; Aspergillaceae. The record is from RefSeq and is a predicted model, not a curated record. Gene Ontology annotation, molecular function: methyltransferase activity.
AUGCAGGAGGUCGAUGAGAAAAUCGCGGUCGAUCCCGACUUUUAUCAGAUCGAAAAUGAUUAUGAUCCUAGCGACUUCCAAUCAGAGACCACAUCUCUCGCUUCCUCCAUCUACAAGGGGGUGAUGGAUAACGGCCGACGGUAUCAAACUCUUCGGGAAGGCAAAUACUGGGGCCCCUCUGAUGAGCAGCAAUUCGAGGCACUCGAGGCCGGACACUUGGUAUCCAUGGUCAUGGAUUCCGAAACAAACAACCCUCUAUUCCAAGCCCCAAUCAAAAACCCGAAGCGCAUUCUUGAUGUCGGUACUGGUCGAGGAAGCUGGGCAGUUGAUGUGGCGGACAUGUUUCCCGAAUCCCAAGUUCGCGGUGUCGAUCUUUACCCUCCGCCCAUUGAUUGGAUGCCUCCCAACUGCAUCCUCGAAGUGGAUGACGUCCUUCAAGAGUGGACUUGGCGUGAAAAGUUUGAUCUCAUUCACAUGAGUCUCAUGCUGGGCUCCUUCAAUGCAACUGAAUGGGAAACUGUCUACAGGCAGUGCUACGAGAACUUGGAGCCCGGAGGGUGGUUUGAGCAGUUUGAAGGAGGCUGCAAUGUACUCUCUGAUGACAAUACCUUGCCCAAGGACAGUGUCUUAGCAAGCUGGGGCCCCAACAUUCUAGGUGCAGCUGCGCUAUCCGGCCGCCCUGUCGACACCCUUGAUACUAUGCGCAAGGAAAUUGAGAAGGCUGGCUUCAUUGAUCUCCACGAAAAGGUAUAUAGAUGGCCCAUAGGCCCUUGGCCAAGGGAUCCUGUGUUGAAGGAAGCUGGUCGUCUCAACUGGCACAUGUGGAAGACCGGGAUGGACGGGUAUGCCACAUAUUUGCUCACUAAGUUCGGUCUCCCCGAGCCAUGGAGUAUCGAGGAAGUUCAAGUUUUUGUCGCCAAAGCCCGAGCUGAGAUACACAACCCCAAGUACCAUAUCUAUCACUUUUCUCGGCGAAUUUGGGCCCGUAGGCCCACGGAGGAGGAGGCCGCAGAAAUCGCCGCCAAGAAGGAAAAGGAGGACUUGCAACGAGAUAGGGAGCAGGACAAGAAACAGGGAAAAAAGGAUUUAUCAGGAGCCGACAAGAUUAAUACUAGCCAGGUGACAACACCUGGACUGAUGAAAGACACCCCUAGCUCCGAGGGUGUUUGA